Molecule: messenger RNA, 2940 nt
Organism: Humulus lupulus (European hop)
Lineage: Eukaryota; Viridiplantae; Streptophyta; Magnoliopsida; Rosales; Cannabaceae
Product: putative disease resistance protein At3g14460
Exons: 3
Coding region: 142-2412 (756 amino acids)
Source: RefSeq, a predicted model, not a curated record
GACAGAUAAAAGGAGCAAGAUUCUUCCUGCAGCUUUAGAAGUGAGCUACCACUAUCUUCCUGCACACUUGAAAAAGUGUUUUGCUUAUUGUUCAAUAUUCCCAAAAGGUUAUUUAUUUAAAAGACAGGAGUUGGUCUUAAUAUGGAUGGCAGAAAAUCUCGUGAUGCAUCAGAGGGGAAUAGAAGAAUGGAAGAAGUUGGUGAUGAGUAUUUCGAUGAACUAGUAUCUCUGUCAUUUUUUCAAGCGAACACCGACUACUCGACUGAUUCUUAUUUCGAUAUGCAUGAUCUUAUAGUAGAUUUGGCUAGAGCUGUUUCUGGAAAAUAUUGUUGUUUGUUAGAGCAUAAUGAAGAUAUUGAUAAGUUUGAGAAGAAGACUCGUCACCUUGGAUGUGCCACGGAAGUCCUUUGUUAUGGUGAUAAGAUAUCUACUUAUGAUUUUAAAGCUACUCGUUUGCGAACCCUUUUGUCAAUAAGAUCUGGUUUUGGUGGUUCAUUGGUUCCUAAGGAAGUAGUGCACGAUUUGCUGCCGAAGUUGAAGUGUUUGAAAGUUUUAUCUUUUCAUGGUAGUAAUAUCACUGAUUUGGCCGAUUCAAUCGGUGAUCUAAAAUAUCUUCGUUAUUUAGACCUUUCUGGCACCAAGAUUGUGAUGUUGCCCGAAUCUGUAACUGUAUUGUACAAUUUACAGACAUUGAAAUUAGAAAAUUGUUAUCAACUUCAAACUCUGCCUAAAGAUAUGCAUCAUCUCAUUAAUUUGAGACAUCUUAUUAUCAGCAACGCUAGCCUAGUAGAUAUGCCGAGCCAAAUAAGUAAAUUGAUGAAUCUCCAAAUGUUGACAACAUUCGCUGUGGGAAAGGAUAGUGGUGCUAAAAUAGAAGAGUUGGCAAAACUUCCGAGUCUACAAGGAGAGCUUUCCAUUAAGAAGUUAGAAAAUGUGGCCAAUAUUACCAAAGCAUCGGAUCAAGUCAAUGUACUAAAUAAGAAGCAACUUGAGAAAUUGAGUUUGGUAUGGACUGCUGAUGAUGUUGUUGUUGAUCCAAAACAUGGAGAGUGUGUGCUUGAAAUGCUUUCACCUAACACAAUGUUGAAGCAGAUCAAGAUUCUUGGUUAUCCAGGCACAAAAUUUCCAAAUUGGGUUGGGGAUGAUUCAUUCAGCAACAUUGUUGAAGUAAGGCUUGAUACGUGUCGACGUUGCUCCAAUCUACCUCCUCUUGGACAACUGCCUUCACUAAAAAUUCUUUACAUUUUAGGUUUUGAUUCAGUAACGACUGUGGGUGCUGAGUUUUACGGGAAUAGUACUGCGAAGAAGAAGCCAUUUUCAUCAUUGGAAACCUUAAGCUUCAGCAGGAUGUCAUCAUGGGAGCAAUGGCAUUCAAUGCAAACUGAAGAUGCAGCAACAUAUGGAAAGCUCAAAACACUUUAUAUUUCUAAUUGUCCUAAGCUCAUUGGGGAUUUGCUUCGAUUCCUUCCUUCAUUAACAAAGAUUGAAAUUGAUGCAGAUAAGCAGUGUGCUUUAAAUAUCCCAAGAUUACUUUGUGUCACAGAAAUGAGGAUUAAAAAAUUGGAAAAUGUGGAAUCAUUGUACGAGGCAAUAAAGGCAAUGAAUCCUUCUUCUUCGACUGGAAGUUUGCUUACCACUCUCACUCCUCUUCAGUCACUUACUUUGAGUAACUGUGGGUCAUCCUUUAGAUCCUUCCAUAUGGGUUUAUUUCCCACUCUCCGAACUCUUGAAAUAAGCUACUGCGAUUACUUUGAAGCCCUCUCAAUGUCUGGUGGUCAAUGUCAGGAACUAACUUCUCUGUCUAUCUCUUGUUGUGAUAGCUUUGUGUCUUUCCCAAAUGGUGGACUUAUUGCUCCCAAACUGAGAAUAUUUUAUAUUUUUCUUUGCCCUAAAUUGAAGUGGUUGCCUGAGAAGAUGACUUCCCUCUCAUCUUUGAAAGAUUUGACAAUCAGAGGUUGUCUGUUGGUAGAGACUAUUCCUGAAGGUGGUCUGCCCAUUAGUUUGUCUAAACUUUGGAUAAACUAUCAUCAACUUUUGAGGAUGAAAUGGAAUCGGCAAACAUUACCCCAUCUCAGGAAUGUUACAGUUGAAGGAUAUAAAGAAGAUUUGGAAUCAUUUCCGGAGGAAGGACUACUGCCUGCCACUAUCACCUCUCUUUCUAUCAAUUACUUUCCAAAACUUAGAGGCCUGGACAAAAAUGGGCUGAGUCAACUCACCUCCUUGCAACAACUUCACAUCUGGCGGUGCUCUGAGUUGCAGACAUUAUCAGAAGAAGGGUUUCCAACCUCCCUCAGCUCUUUGCAGAUAUGGUAUUGUCCUCUGCUGAAGAAAAUUUACGACACAAAGGAGAGUGAGAAUAAGGAGGAGUACUCGAGCAAGAUUAGUCACAUGCCACGUGUUGUAUUUUAUUGAGCUUGCAUUUACCAUACGUCACAUCCCAAUCUUUCGCACAACUACUCUGAAUGUUAAAUCAAAUAACUGAGUUAUUGCAGAAUUACUAUGAGAGCUACAACUGUUGAAAUCCAUAUCAGUUCAGAAUGGACCAAAAUAUCAAAAUGGGAACUCAGAACAAUAUAUUCACAGCUAGAUCAGCUUCUAUCAUGGAGUAAUUUUAUGUUCACAAGUCUAUGGAUUCAUUUCAAGAGAUGGAAGUGUAAUAACCCGGAAUUUUUUUUUUAUUUUAUUUUACAUUUUAUUUUAUGUAAGACAAAUUUUGUGAAUUAAUUUUUAUUAAGAGUUCGAAUAAUAAUUAGUGAAUAUUAUUUUAACUAAAUUUUAACUUAGAGGUCUGAAUAAAAAUGGGCUUAAACAUGGCCACCGUUCCUUUUUGUCGAACAGGGCUGACUUGGUUUUGCAGGAGUUUAGAGAGGAAAACUCUUAAGAAUUUUGAUUGAUUAUCGAAAAAGAAAUAUACAGCUAGCUAUAGGAAUUUUUUUUUUU